Penicillium verhagenii is the source of this 648-nucleotide messenger RNA. It is a transcript of the gene fmn1, whose product is annotated as riboflavin kinase. Gene Ontology annotation, biological process: FMN biosynthetic process; riboflavin biosynthetic process. The transcript is spliced from 3 exons. NCBI's taxonomy places the organism in Eukaryota, Fungi, Ascomycota, Eurotiomycetes, Eurotiales, Aspergillaceae. Gene Ontology annotation, molecular function: riboflavin kinase activity. The record is from RefSeq and is a predicted model, not a curated record. Gene Ontology annotation, cellular component: mitochondrion. Bases 1 to 648 code for a protein of 215 amino acids.
AUGCGCCCGGAUCAACCCCGCAGUCCCGUCGCCGGCCCCGAUACUGGCCCUGACGCCCCAUUCCCAAUUCGAUUGUCCGGACCGGUAAUCAAAGGCUUUGGCCGAGGCAGCAAAGAUCUAGGAAUCCCUACAGCCAACAUACCCGCCGACGACUUGUCUGAGAAAUAUCCAGACCUGACAACAGGCGUCUACUAUGGAGUGGUAGCACUCGACCCGAAGGAAUUCGCACACGAGCAUGGAUUGACGGGGGAUGUGGAGAAGUCCACCGAGGUGAUCCUCCAACCGGCGGUUCUGAGCAUCGGGUAUAACCCAUACUAUAAGAACACCGUUCGAUCGGUGGAAAUCCAUAUCAUGCCUUCUCUCACGGAGCCCUCACCAACAGCCGUUCCCCAGCCCAAAUUCAACCGCCUCCCCGAUUUCUACGAUACACGCCUCAAUCUUCUCAUUUUGGGAUAUAUUCGCCCGGAAUUCGAUUACGUCUCGAAGGAUGCUUUGAUCGAGGAUAUUCGCAUAGAUUGCGAAGUUGCGCGACAGAGUCUUUUGCGCGAGGCGUACAAGCGAUACCUCGAGGAUGACGGGAAGGCCCCGGAAAAGGUGGCCGAAGAUCGGAAGUGGCUGUGCAGCUUCCACCUGAAAGGCAGCAUUUAA